AUGCUUCGUAGUGCUGCCGUGUGCCCGAGGUCCCGGAGCUUCUGGCGGUGGGGACGAGCUGGAUUUGUGCCCAGCAUCCCCUUCACCCCACGCACGCACGCUGAGCGGGACAUCGGUACCCACCACCAGAAGAAACCUCUUCAGAAAGAGGAAGGGGACCGGCGCCUGACGUGGGAGAGGAACCUGCGACUGGUGACGCUGCACAAUCUGGAGCACUCUCUGGGGCUGCACUCCUACCAGCUGGGCAUGAACCACCUGGCAGACAUGACCAGCCAAGAAGUGGCGGCUCUGUUAACCGGGCUGAACGUUGCUCCUCGUCUAAACCGGACCUCCACGUACCGACCGCGGCCUGGCAGCAAAGUACCGGACCCGGUGGGUUUGGUCACGGAGGUGAAGAACCAGGGCGCUUGUGGGUCGUGCUGGGCGUUCAGCGCCGUGGGAGCCCUCGAAGGCCAGGUGAAGCUGAAGACGGGGAAGCUGGUGUCCCUGAGCGCCCAGAACCUCGUUGACUGUUCCAUGAUGUAUGGCAACAAGGGCUGCAGUGGAGGUUUUAUGACCAUGGCUUUCCAGUACAUCAUCGACAACCAAGGGAUUGACUCCGAUGAUUCCUACCCCUACACGGCGCAGAAUGGGACGUGUCAGUACAACGCUUCCACACGAGCCGCCACGUGCUCCAAGUACGUUGAGCUCCCAUACGCCGAUGAAGCAGCCCUGAAAGACGCCGUAGCCAACAUCGGGCCAAUCUCCGUCGCCAUUGAUGCCACCCAGCCCACCUUCUUCUUGUACAGGUCAGGUGUGUACGAUGACCCCCGGUGCACCCAGGAGGUGAACCACGCAGUACUGGUGAUCGGCUACGGCACCCUAAAUGAUAAGGAUUACUGGCUUGUGAAAAACAGCUGGGGCGUGCGUUUUGGUGACGAGGGCUAUAUCCGCAUGUCGAGGAACCACGCGAACCAUUGCGGGAUCGCCAGUUAUGCCUCUUACCCGCUCAUAUAGACGGAC
This is a messenger RNA of Cariama cristata (Red-legged seriema), 1002 nucleotides long. RefSeq names its product cathepsin S-like. Gene Ontology annotation, molecular function: cysteine-type endopeptidase activity. The record is from RefSeq and is a predicted model, not a curated record. Gene Ontology annotation, cellular component: lysosome. Gene Ontology annotation, biological process: immune response. NCBI's taxonomy places the organism in Eukaryota, Metazoa, Chordata, Aves, Cariamiformes, Cariamidae.